UCACACCCAGCAAGACAGCCCCCCUCCUCCUGGCUCAUUAGGAGAUUUGAUUCGGCUUGGCUCCUGCCGUCAGCAGCUGUCUGGGGCGAGAUCUUUAUGCUCCCUGCGCAGCGACGAGCCCUCAGCCAGCAGCAGAGCUCAUUAGGAGGCCCCCCUGGACACUUGAUUUUCAGCUCAUUGGUGGCCUGAAAGAGUUAAUACUGACUUCGCUGGGUGCAGAGAGAGGCCGCUGUGGGCUGUGGGGACUUCUCUCUGAGCUGCAGCCAGAGAGGCUUCAGGUUAGCGAGGCUGAGGAGGAAGGUGCGGGCAGCGUGCCAGAGCUCCUUAACCCACAGCCUCUCUGACCAUCCAGUUGGCAAAGAACUGCAGGCCAUGAGGACCGGUCCGCGACAGUGAGAGGACGUGAAAGGGUAAAUCCCUGAGCUCCGCAGUCUUAUUUCCUGCUCUGACGUCCCUGCAAACCAGCCCAAGGGUUAAUCAUAACCGGAUGCCUGUAUGGCUGCCUUACUGAUGCCACGCAGGAACAAAGGGAUGAGGACUCGACUGGGAUGCCUGUCUCACAAGUCAGACUCCUGCAGUGAUUUCACAGCUAUCCUUCCCGACAAACCCAACCGUGCUCUCAAGAGAUUAUCCACUGAAGAGGCUACGAGGUGGGCUGAUUCCUUUGAUGUGCUUCUCUCUCAUAAGUAUGGAGUGGCUGCUUUCCGUGCCUUCCUGAAGACGGAGUUCAGUGAGGAGAACCUGGAGUUCUGGCUGGCCUGUGAGGAGUUCAAAAAGACCAGGUCGACGGCGAAGCUGGUCUCCAAGGCCCACAGGAUCUUUGAAGAGUUUGUGGAUGUGCAGGCUCCACGGGAGGUAAACAUUGACUUCCAGACCCGAGAAGCUACAAGAAAGAAUAUUCAGGAACCAUCCCUGACUUGCUUUGACCAAGCCCAGGGAAAAGUACACAGCCUCAUGGAGAAAGACUCUUAUCCCAGGUUCCUGAGGUCCAAAAUGUACUUAGAUUUGCUGUCCCAAAGCCAGAGGAGGCUCAGUUAAACCUCAGAUGGGGACUCUUGGAAAUCACCGGCUUUCCCCUCCCCUUGCUGCCAAGACCAUAUUCUAAUGUGAAAUCUCAUAGGUGUUUAAAGGGUGGCAUUUGGGGUAGGAGGCAGGGGGUGAAGAGAAAUGAAGGGCCAUUCCAAAGAGUAACCCAGCUGCCAGAGCUUGGACUUUCUUCCAUUUACCCAUAUUUGUGUUUAAGUUAGUGGUAGGACCUUGCUGGUGUUGCCCUUCUGUGGGUCAACAACUUGACCUUCAUAAUGUUUCGGGUCAUCCACUGAGAAGGCAGAUUUGCUGUGCUAGGCUAGUCUGUAAAUAAUGCAAAUGCAGUUCCCAAUGCAGAGACCAGCCCCAGGUACUGAGACCUCACAGCCUAGGAGAGAGGUCUCCGUGGAACCCCAGCCUUCUGGCACUGUCAUAUGGAAUCCUAGGUUUCUGGCAUCAUUAGCAGGUAUCCUCCACAGAGUCAGCCGUUUCUUCCAUGUCUACUGACCAGUGUGAGAACCUGUGACCACUGCCCGUCUUAGCCUAGGAAAUUUAUAGGACUUCCUUACCCUUGCAUUUCCAGAAAGACUCUUGUGGGAUUUCUUUCAUGACUAUUGAGUGGAGCUGUCGCUAAGAAAGACACAGCUUGCAAAUAUUCCUCAAUUCUACCAGGAACUUUUCUAGAAGUUUUCCAAAUGACCAGGGAAUGUAAAACCAGUAGAUUUUUGUGUAAUGGGGCUCCAUAUAACCUGUCUGUUGCUUAAUGUAUUCUCUACCCUCACCUCUCUUGACAUCACAUAUCUUUUAGAAAGACAGACAGCUUGGCAAAGGGAGGUAAAUUCCCAUAGCAUGACAGCUCUCCCAGUGCCUAAUACUUUCCCUGUUUGUCCAUCUCCCCCGUUCCAUGCAGGCCAUGUAAUUAUGAUGGGGGAGAACAGGGAGCCGGGCUGACGCUUUCUCCAGCUUGCUUCCUGGGAGCUUGCUUUCUUAGAAAGGCCCCUCUUGGCUAUUGAGAGUCAGCAUUCUUCUCAGUUGUUAGCCUUUGGGAUUGAACAUAACAUAUGCAGGUGUGGAUAAGAAGAUCACUGUGAACACUGAACCACGGAUAGCUUCCUAAAAUGCUUUCUUGUUACCCUGUGGCCACUGUUGGAAAUGUCAGGAAACUCCCUUGGAGGAUGAAUGAUGAACAGCACAGAACCUCCUCCAGCUGUGCAGGAAAAAACUGACUGCCACAAGAGCAGCGUUGAGGGGAUGAGUCCUCAGCAGAGAGGUCAGAACGUGGAAGAGGAGCCUGGAAGAGGCUGGUCUCCAGGAGACGUGAAUAACAAAGAGCAUGAUGGAGCUAUUACCGGGAAUUUCUGUCCGGUGGAUUUAGAUUCAUCGCAGAUCUACAAACCCUUCAGCUCGAAGCAAUGAAGCAGCACAAGAUUAGGCAAAGGCCUUGGAGUGCGGGUGAUGGAGAACGGGCUGAAGCACUCUCCUUUGGUGGUGUUCUGGGCGUCUUCAGAAUAUGCCGGUGUCCCUGCAUUUGCACCCCCGUCCUGUAACUUUGAGAAUCACUUUCUUCCUUGGCUACAGCCAGACAAGACCAAGAAGGCCCUCAAGUCCUACUAGUGUUAGUGCCUACUUCUCUGCUUCGGCCACUGUCGUCUGUGAGUGAGGGUUGGCACGUCUGGGUGAACUUCUGGAAAGAGAGAAAUACCUGCUUCCUGGCCCAACACUGAACAGACCUGUGGGAGUUCAUGCUUAAGAACUCCGAAGCCUCAAAUAGUGUUCCUAGUUAGGGCAGAUAGUAUCUUCCCACCCCAGUUAAAAAAAAAUCCAUUCUUAGCUAAAGCUGCCAGAGUUAAUUUAAUGAUUAAAUUAUCUAACAGGGUAUUAUAAAUAUUGUUUACAUACAAAAUGUGCAUCUGCUGCCAAUUCUACUGUUGAAAAUGAGGUGCAUAUAAAUCGGAACUACAGAGUUAUGUUCUGGGAAGGUUUUUUCACCGAUCCCAACACCCCAAGGAGGAAGGUUGGAACAAGAGUGUUGUGUGGGAUUUCAUUUGAGACCUAGAGUUUUCCUCAACUGUGAGUGGAACGAAGGUGGUCAAUGGUGGUGUCGUCGCAUCUUGGUGCCUCCCUCCCACAGUGGGGGGUAUGAAGGACCAAGCUUCAGUAUUCUAAAUUUUGUAGAUAGACAAGGGCAUGUGGGCAUACGUCUGUGUAUAGAAGAACGUGGUAGCUCUAUGUGUGGUACUCCUGUGGAACAUCUGUGUGUGUGUGUAUGUGUGUGUGUGUGACAGGUGUGGGCACUGGACUAGUGUACUCCAGACAUGAUCUUCCCACGUGGGUGGCUUUCCUCCCACCCUGUACACCCUGCUUCCCACAGAAGGCACAGAGCUCCCUGCUCUGAUGCCUACUUUUAGGCAUGUUGGUCAUGCCGACCUAGAUUUUGGUCUGUGACAAAACAAAGAGAAAUGUUUACAACAUCUAGAGCAAUAUCCAAACAUACCUCAUCCUUAACCUUCCAUGUCUCUGGGUCCCGCCCCCAUCCCAUUCUUUUUCCCUCACAAGCCUCAUCCACCUCAUGGGUGGGCAUCACUGGAGGGGCUUCCAAGUUUCACUUUUCUUUGCUCCUCAUGCUUGGCCUGCUCUGGGCUGGGGUCUCUGCAGACUCCAGGCAAGCCCAGGCAGUGGGCCGGCAGAGCUGUGGCUCUGAGCUCCUCUCUCCAUCUCUGGGUGGCGUUUUGGUUCCACUGGAGUGCUAACCUGUUUGGGGGCUGGUGUGAGGUUUGCUCUUGCCUUUGCUGGACUGAGCAGAACAAUUAUUGACAAAUAUUCACAGCCCAGGACACCUCUAGGGUGGACAGGGAUCCUCUGGGGCAGCGUAUUAAACUUGUGUAGGCACUGGGAUCACCCCAUAAGCCUGUUACAAAUUCUAAUAAAUGUUGCUCAGGUCCCACACCUAGAUAUGCUGAGCCAAUAGAUCUGGGGCAGGGCCCAGGAAUCUGUAUUUUUAUAAACUGGGUAUGUAGUGGCUUGUGGACCUGGAACAAAGGUGGUCUGAGACAGUGGCUCUUAACCUCGGCUAUGUAUUCGCCUCAACUGGGGGGUAUUACGAACGAGAUUGUUCAGGUCCUACCUCAGAUCAGCUGAGUCAGAGCAGUUUGGUGGGAUCUGGGUGACAGUGGUCUUUUAAGCUCUGCAGUGGGUGCUGGUGUACAGAUGAGAGGAGGAAGCACUAACCUAAGGACUGAGGAGAAGCAGGCUAAAGGCAGAACACAGUGGCAGGGUGAGAGGGCGAGAGCCCACCCAGAUGCAAAAGCACAACGAGGAAACUUGCCAGCUCUGGGGCUAGACUCUUGGGAGAGCUGCUUCUCCCCAUCUCAGUCUGACUUGUUUCUCUGAGAUUGAAGGGUUGGGUCUAAGCCACAGGCACUGUCUGGCAGAGGGCAUGUCAGCAGUGAGCGGCAGGGGUACUUGGUCAGGAGAUGCUUUACCAUGCUUUCUGAGUCUUGUGCGCAGUGCUUCCCCUAGGCUUGCCUGAUGAGCCAGAUCUCUCGUUUGUUUUCAUGCGCUUUUGUUUUGGGUUGUUUUGAGUUAGACUGUGCCUCUGUACCUAAGGCCACGUAACAGGGAGCUGGAGCUCAGGUAGUGAGUGAAGCGUGUUGUGGUAGUGAAAAUAGUAGUAACAACAACUUCCACGUUUCUCAGCAGAGGGUGGCACAUUCUCGGGAGUAUCAAGAUCUGGGAGGCUUUUCCAAGGCCAUUUUGGGGUUUGGUCCCUGCUCCAAGCCCUCCGCAUUCCCUUUUUGGUCCCAGGUUGGAUAGGCAGCUGGGAAGCUGCCAGCUGGUUUUAUUUAAUGGUGUUCUCACCAGAUCUUGCUGCUCUGACAAACCAAAGCUGUGAAGAGGCCUUCUGCCUGGGUUGCAGGGCUGGCCUCUGGGUGUGGGCCCUGGGCACUUCUCCUUGGCCAGGCCGGGGUGUUCUGGUACUUCAGGCCCUGGUUAGUGGAGAAGCUGGCUCUGCUGUGAGGAAAUGAGGAGCCUAUUGUGCUGAGAGCUGGGGGAGGCUGGCAAUGCAGAAGGCGGCAGAGGAAGGAGCGGGGCAGGAAAGACAAGCUGUCAUCACGAUGUCUGCUCCUCCUUGUCCCAGAGGGAACGGCGAGGAGGGGCACAUUCAGAGGAAGGAUGGUCUCCUACCACCAAGAGCGCUCAGAACUCUGCUUACCCUGUGUGUGUCCACAUCCAAGCCAGGCAGAGGAGCUGUGGCUUCCCAAUCUUGUCUUCAAUCUGCCAAGUGUUAGCCCUCUUUAAAUCUAUAUCUUUCUGAGUUAAAACGGAAGGUGGCGCUGUGAGUGUGUGCCGCCAUGUGUGCUGCCAUGCCCCUGGGCAUGAGGCUAUGGAGAAGCCAAGAACUAGGAUGUCAUCUUGUCCCUGUGUUGUCUCGGGACUCCAUAAGAUGCUGGCGGCCCUGACGGAAGACCUCAGGCUGUGGCCACUGGCCUUCCUGCCACUGGGGUCCAGUCCCCUCAAUAAACUAUUCCUUGAGUCUUGAUUCUUCUUUCUUUUCUGUCCUUUUGCUCCCUCCCUUCUGCCAGGCGUGGAAAAGGUGGCUGGGCACCGAGUGCCCCUCCAUCCACGGUAGCAUUAGCUGAGUCGCUCGCCAGCACAACAGAUCUGUAGCAGCUCAUCUGCCAUAUAAACCGCUUGGCUGACGGAGUCCUCACUGAGUCGUUUCAUUACCAUGUAAAGUGGAAUAAUGUCGUUCACCUUUACUAUAAACAAGGCUGUGAGAACAUAAUAAACAGAACCUGAACA
Molecule: messenger RNA, 5829 nt
Organism: Chinchilla lanigera (long-tailed chinchilla)
Lineage: Eukaryota; Metazoa; Chordata; Mammalia; Rodentia; Chinchillidae
Gene: Rgs8
Product: regulator of G-protein signaling 8
Exons: 7
Coding region: 496-1038 (180 amino acids)
Source: RefSeq, a predicted model, not a curated record